This is a messenger RNA of Cydia strobilella, 1145 nucleotides long. Its product is annotated as calphotin-like. The transcript has 2 exons. The record is from RefSeq and is a predicted model, not a curated record. NCBI's taxonomy places the organism in Eukaryota, Metazoa, Arthropoda, Insecta, Lepidoptera, Tortricidae. Bases 16 to 1047 code for a protein of 343 amino acids.
ACUAAAUCAAGAAACAUGCGUGGUCGACUAUUAUUGUUGCUGUUAGCGUGCUUGGCUCUCUGCCGUGGCCAUGCGGUAGUCCCAGUCGUGCCGGCAGCGCACUCCUACCACGGGCUCGUAGUGCCUUACCCACUGGUGCAUCACGGUUACCCUGGCCAUGAUGUAUUGGGUCACGGAGUGGUCGCCGAGCCGCUAGGACAUCACUUGUGGAAGCGAUCGCCGCAUCAUGUAGCUCCGUUGGCAGCCGUGGCUCCACUAACCCACGUGGCUCCCGUGGCCGUCUCGCACCAAGCUCGCUUAGACGUGCACUCUUCCCCAGCGCUCGUGGCCCCCGUGCUGCCAGUGCCACUGCUCCAUAAGACAGUGGUCGCCUCACCGCUGCACUACGGGGCUGGAAUCCAUGGCGGUCUUUAUCCUCAUGUCGGACAUUAUGCAUCAGUCGAUCCUCGAUCGGUCAGACGAAUCAAAUCAACACAGACCACAAUGUUCAAGCUGGUGGUGUUGUACGCUUCUGUGGCUUUGGCGGCGGCAAAGCCUGGCGUGGUGGCCCCCGUGGCCUACAGUGCGGCGGUGCCAGCCGUGAGCUCCGUGUCCCAGUACAGCAGCAGCGUGGUACAUGGUUCCCCCGUGGUACCCGCCGUAUACUCGUCAGCUGUUGUUCCCGCUGCGUACAGCGCUGCCGUGAUUCCCGCUGUCGCCCCCGCUGUGGUUCCCGCUUACGGCUAUGGUCUGUCCCAGGCCCCCCACUCACCCGCCGUCGUCCUGGAUGCCGUGAACGGAGUCCCCCUCGACACGCCUGAGGUGGUCGCCGCCCGCGCUGCCCACUACCAAGCGAAGGCUCUGUCUGGCCAUCACCUGCGCAAGCGAUCCGUCGCUGCUGUUGCUCCCGUGGCAUACAGCUCGUACGUGUCUCCUGUCUCCGCCGUUGCUUACUCCUCUCCUGUCGUUUCUCCUUACUCCUCCGUUGUAUCCCCUUACUCGGCGGUAGUUUCCCCUGUAUCUUACUCCGCUGUAGUCCCUAAGGCUUACAGCGUCCAUCCCUGGUAAAAAUCCACUGUAAACUAUGUAUGUAAUAGAUAUACGAGUGUGAUAUGUACCUAAACAAUAAAUUCAAAUUUGUAAAAAAUAAAUGGACCGUUUGAUCU